AUGAGCGCAGCAGGGGAGAAGCACAAGGAAAUACGGCGCCCCUGCCAACAUGCAACGCACAGCAGCAGGCGUGACCCCCACGAUGGCAUAUGCAGUGAGCUCCGGGUCCAAAAUGCGGUCCACCUGGGGGGGGGGGGGGGGAAAGAAAAUGCGAUCGGAAUAUGGAGGGCACGCACACAAGCAGUGGCUGCAGCAGCAGCAGCAGCAGCAGCAGCAGCAGCAGCAGCAGCAGCAGCAGCAGCAGCAGCAGCAGCAGCAGCAGCAGCAGCAGCAGCAGCAGCAGCAGCAGCAGCAGCAGCAGCAGCAGCAGCAGCAGCAGCAGCAGCAGCAGCAGCAGCAGCAGCAGCAGCAGCAGCAGCAGCAGCAGCAGCAGCAGCAGCAGCAGCAGCAGCAGCAGCAGCAGCAGCAGCAGCAGCAGCAGCAGCAGCAGCAGCAGCAGCAGCAGCAGCAGCAGCAGCAGCAGCAGCAGCAGCAGCAGCAGCAGCAGCAGCAGCAGCAGCAGCAGCAGCAGCAGCAGCAGCAGCAGCAGCAGCAGCAGCAGCAGCAGCAGCAGCAGCAGCAGCAGCAGCAGCAGCAGCAGCAGCAGCAGCAGCAGCAGCAGCAGCAGCAGCAGCAGCAGCAGCAGCAGCAGCAGCAGCAGCAGCAGCAGCAGCAGCAGCAGCAGCAGCAGCAGCAGCAGCAGCAGCAGCAGCAGCAGCAGCAGCAGCAGCAGCAGCAGCAGCAGCAGCAGCAGCAGCAGCAGCAGCAGCAGCAGCAGCAGCAGCAGCAGCAGCAGCAGCAGCAGCAGCAGCAGCAGCAGCAGCAGCAGCAGCAGCAGCAGCAGCAGCAGCAGCAGCAGCAGCAGCAGCAGCAGCAGCAGCAGCAGCAGCAGCAGCAGCAGCAGCAGCAGCAGCAGCAGCAGCAGCAGUCACCCCCGCGAUGGCAUACGCAGUCAGGUCCGGGUAUAGAAUGCGCUCCACCUGGGAGGGGGGAGAGAGGAGGGGGCAGGAAGGAGGGGAACACAGGAAGGACGGUAGGCAGGCAAACAGUUCAUGGGAGGAGGGAGGAAGCACCGUCAUGCUUGACGGUGCCUGCAUGCAUGCCCUUCAUGCUUGA
Messenger RNA from Closterium sp. Yama58-4, 1095 nucleotides. NCBI's taxonomy places the organism in Eukaryota, Viridiplantae, Streptophyta, Zygnematophyceae, Desmidiales, Closteriaceae. The record is from the annotation of a GenBank genome assembly.